UUUAAUCAGUGUAAUGCUGCAAUUAAUGAUCCAGCGUGAUCUGUGAGGCAUGACCACACGAGACUGUUGUGAUCUGUAAAACGGUCAAAGUGCAGACUGGGACAUGAUACAGGUACAGGUACAGGUACGGGUACAGGUUCAGGGAACGUCUCGGGAUUCCUCCUCCAGCUGUUGCGUUCACGGCGCCUCCUGCAGGGGAGUGUCCGAACCCACAACGAACAUGGCUGCUGCAGUCAGGAUGAGGACGUGGAGCUGUCCGGCUAGAGGAGUUUUCAGCCCGUGGGCAGCCCUUUUUGUAGUUUUGCCGACGAUCAUACAUGCGGUUGAAGCAGCUCCAGAGGCAGGGCUUUGGAAAAUCACAGUUGUAAAUACCUCAAGACCACUGCUGUUAAGGAAAUCCAUGUAUAAAGACACUGACAUUGAACUGAAAGUUGUGUCGUUUGGCUGUCCUGAGGAUGGAUCCUUCACGAUACACUGGUAUUUAAAAUACUACCCCUGUCACAAUGAAUUCAACAAUAUUGAGGAAAUGUAUGAGAGGACGCCUCUGAGUCGUGGGAAGAGCCUGGAUCCAAAUCCCCUCGGACAAGGAGAGUUCAUCGAACACAGUCACCGUCCCAUACAAUGUGACAGUGGCCUGCGCUCCUUUCCGAUGCUCAAAAAAGCCAAGGCUGACCCACGUCCAGUCAGGCCACCUGUUGAUGGGGAAGUGCCAGAUGAAGAUGACACCAGAUGGUUAACUGAGGAGUACGACGACAGCAGUGGCGGCUCCACAACAAACAGUAGUUUGAGUAUCAGAGACAACGUAAUAGCCACCACGUGGAAGGACGGGCCAUAUCUGCUGGUCGUUAAGAUUGUGUCGAGCAAGCAGGAUUCCAACUGGAAUUUAACAGUUAAUGUGGUGAUGAAAGGCAGCCAUGGCUAUAUUUCGAUCACAGAAUGGCCUCUUAUGAUUUUCUACAUGAUGAUGUGCAUAGUGUACAUCCUGUACGCCCUGCUGUGGUUUAUUUGGGCAGCAUGCUACUGGAAAGACCUGCUGCGGAUACAGUUCUGGAUCGCUGGGGUCAUUUUCCUCGGGAUGGUGGAGAAGGCUGUAUUCUGCGCGGAAUAUGAAAACACUAACACUGUCGGCUCUGCUUCUCCAGGGUUGUUGAUCUUUGCUGAGUUGGUCUCUGCUCUCAAGAGGACUUUGGCACGAUUGCUUGUCAUCAUUGUCAGCCUUGGCUACGGCAUUGUGAAGCCCCGACUGGGGACAGUGAUGCACAGGGUUGUGGGGCUCGGCAUUCUCUACUUUGCCUUUGCUAGCAUUGAAGGUGUCUUGAGGAUUACUGGGGGUCGAGACAAUGGCCCUGUUCUCAUUACAGCAAUUGUUCUGGCUGUGUUUGACUCCUGCGCCAUCUGGUUCAUCUUUGUCAGCCUGGCACAAACCAUCAAGACUCUGAAGCUGAGGAGAAACCCCAUCAAGUUGUCUCUCUACAGACACUUUACAAACACACUAUUAUUUGCUGUCAUUGCUUCCAUCAUUUUCAUGGCUUGGACAGCAAAGAAGUUCAGGUUUGCUGAAUGUCAGUCUGACUGGAUCGAGCUGUGGGUGGAAGACGCUUUCUGGAGGUUCUUGUUCUCAGUCGUUCUGUUCGUCAUUAUGUUUUUAUGGAGGCCAUCUGCAAACAACCAAAGGUAUGCUUUCACCCCUCUCAUGGACGACUCCGAUGAUGAGGAGAUCGAUGAGUUCAUCGCCACUGGGAACCUUGGUGACGGCAUGAAGUUGAGAACGUCUAAAAGCGAGACGAAUGGCACAGUGAAGCCUGCGGAAACAAACCCAGAUGAAGACUUGAAGUGGGUGGAGGAUAACAUUCCUAGCUCUCUUACUGAUGUAGCUUUACCAGUCCUGCUGGACUCGGAUGAGGAAAUCAUGACGACCAGGUAUGAGAUGUCAAAGCUGGAGUGACACAAACAAAUUUUGGACGGGGAGGGAGGACAAGCGGCUGUCCCUGACUCUGCAUCAGGGUGUUCUCCAGGAUUUCCAGUCUGGUGGUGGUGGAGUGCCAUUUAGUGUUUCAGGGGAUCUUUCAGUGGUUGCUACACCCCUGAUACUCCGCAGGGUGACGCAGAACACUUUUCAGCAGGGGACCUCUGCCUAUUUUCUCAUCUGCCCAAGAGCAAAAGACUCUACUAGAGGAAGACUGUCUUUUCACUGACCAACUGUGUCACCAUUUCCCUGAUAUGAUCAGUUUUGAGCCUUUCUUUCCAAAGAGAAUGUUUUGUUUUCUAAUAAGUGCUGUAUUUAUUUAUGUUUAUGUGACAUUACUUUAUCAGAGAAUUAAGUGGGCCUCAUGCAUUAAAAUGCUCUCAUACAAUAUGUAUGAAAGUGUUGUUCAUGUGUCGGAUUGAAACUACACAGCAUCCUCAGUGUUGCUGUAUGGAUGAUGUUGGGAGGGGUGAAGCACAAUAUACUUAAUUUACAUUUAAUUGUAACUGGGUUCAGUAAUGUAAAGUCUGGGUUUGUGGUCAUGCUUUGAAUCUGCUGUUUGUGUGUGUCUUCUGAACUAAGGAGCAAUAUACCUUAUGUAUGUUAAUGUGGAGUUCAUUAUUUAUUUGUUUUUUCAAGUGUACUUAUAAGUUGUUCAAGUGUGUCUUCACCCACAUGUGAUGACGAUGUGUGCUUCCAGGUUUUAAUACAUUGGACCCUGAACAGUCUCUCAAUGUAUUCGGCAAACUGCAGUGUGUUUCUUAAGUCUUUGCGUUGUUUGCUGGUGUUGGAUUCACAGACACCUUAAUAAUGUUCAUGUUCGAAGAAGUCUUAAGAUGUUUAUGUUUUUACAAUUAAUUUCGAAAAUUGCUGGUGUUUUUGUCAGUGACACUGUCGUCGUCCUUGUGUGUUGUAACGGGCAGGAUGUGUAAUCUUGUCCGUCUAGACCAUUAGAUGAGCUGUGUGGUUGGCACAAGCACAAGCUGAUCACUUUGGUUCAUAAUGUCACUGUUCCUUUUUUUUUGCCUGGCAACCUUGAAUACUUGUGCUUGUGAUGGCCGGCUGUCCUCCUGUUAUGUAAAACUGCAGACACCUGCAGAGGACCUGGAUUAUUUGUACAGAUUGGUUUUGGCUAAAUCCUGUUAUUUCAUAAUUCCGCAGGUGGAGAGUUGUCUGGAUAGUAUGACUCGUCUUUUUUUUUUUCUUCUUCUUCUUUUUUUCCAUGGGUCUCAUAAAAAAAACAAAAACUGCGCUUGAACUUUUCACACCAGCAGUUUUCUUCUCUCUUCUCUUCCUUCUCAGGAAGUGCGCACACUCAAGAUUGAGAAUGACUCGAAUACAGGAGAAUGUUUGUUUCCUGAUCUAUGAUUUCCAGUGUUAAUUUGGUAAUAAAAAUACAUAUUUGACUCAU
Messenger RNA from Acanthopagrus latus (yellowfin seabream), 3377 nucleotides. RefSeq names its product transmembrane protein 87B (gene tmem87b). The transcript is spliced from 19 exons. Gene Ontology annotation, biological process: retrograde transport, endosome to Golgi. The record is from RefSeq and is a predicted model, not a curated record. The coding region runs from base 104 to 1945 and encodes 613 amino acids. Gene Ontology annotation, cellular component: membrane; Golgi apparatus. NCBI's taxonomy places the organism in Eukaryota, Metazoa, Chordata, Actinopteri, Spariformes, Sparidae.